This is a messenger RNA of Lachancea mirantina, 1350 nucleotides long. The record is from the annotation of a GenBank genome assembly. Lineage: Eukaryota; Fungi; Ascomycota; Saccharomycetes; Saccharomycetales; Saccharomycetaceae.
AUGGAAAAUGGUUCCCCCCCUAAGCCCGAUGGCUCAUUUGAUCUUGAUGAGAUCAGGAACAGUUCAGAUGGAUCCAUGACUGGAAUGGCUAAGAGACUUUUCCAUCAGGUGAUGCAAGGAAACCCAUAUUUCGCCGCUGGUGGUGGACUUAUGAUCCUGGGGUCUGGUCUCGCUCUGGCCCGUUCUGGUAUUAUAAGAGGCAGCAGACUGCUUUACCGCCAGCUUCUUGUGGAUUUAGAGAUUCCUUCAAAGGAUAAGUCGUAUCUUUGGUUUCUAGAGUGGAUGUCGAAACAUCCAAAUAGGUCAUCUCGCCAUCUCUCGGUAGAAACGAAUUUCAUACAGCACGACAAUGGUGCCGUCACGACCAAAUUUUCUUUAGUACCGGGGCCAGGAAAUCAUAUCAUUCGAUACAAGGGCGCUUUUAUGUUGAUUAAGCGUGAGAGAUCAGGCAAAAUGAUAGAUAUGACUAGCGGCACACCGUUCGAAACUGUGACGCUGACGACACUUUAUAGAGAUCGACACUUAUUUGGAGAUAUGCUUCUUGAGGCGAAAAAUCUUGCUGUAAAGGCGAAAGACGGUAAGACCGUUGUUUUCACCUCGUGGGGACCAGAAUGGAGACCAUUUGGCCAGCCUAAGGCCAAGAGAUCCCUUCCUUCCGUCAUUCUGGAUAAAGACAUCAAGCAAAACAUACUGAAAGACGUUCAAGAAUUCAUGAACAACGGGAAAUGGUAUUUUGAGAGAGGCAUUCCAUAUAGACGCGGCUAUCUGUUGUAUGGGCCACCGGGGAGCGGUAAGACCAGUUUCAUCCAGGCUCUUGCGGGUGAGCUCGAUUACAACAUAUGUAUCAUGAAUCUGUCUGAAGCCAAUUUGACUGAUGAUCGCCUCAAUCAUCUCAUGAAUAAUAUUCCAGAACGCAGCAUUUUACUUUUGGAAGAUAUUGACGCCGCCUUCAAUCAAAGGAAACAGUCUGCCGAAAAAGGAUUCCAAUCGGGCGUGACCUUCAGUGGACUUUUAAAUGCUUUGGAUGGCGUUGCAUCCUCAGAGGAAACGAUAACGUUUAUGACGACCAACCAUCCUGACAGACUCGAUCCGGCUAUUCUAAGACCUGGCAGAGUUGAUUACAAGGCUUUCAUUGGCAACGCUACGCGUUAUCAAAUUUACCAAAUGUUCUUGAAAUUUUACCCUGGCGAAAUAGAGCACGGUGAAGAGUUCUGCCGCAAGGCUAUGGCUCUUGGUGUCCCUAUUAGCACAGCACAACUGCAGGGCCUAUUCGUAUUCUGCAAAGAUGCACCAGAGGCCGCGAUCGAGAUGGUCCCUACACUCGCAUCUCCUGAUCAUGUGUUUCAUUAA